UCUCCAUCAACUUCCCUCAGUAGUGAUCGUAGCUCUUCUGGUGCAUCUUCUUAAGGCUUCGGGUAAUCCAUCUCCAGAAGCAUCUUGGGACCAUGCUGUAAGGGAAAAGACUGACUACUCGACAAGUUCUUCUUGGGCUAAGCACCUUUACCUCACCUACCCACCUAACCUAACCUACCGCGCCAUCAUCAGACAUACUGAAUAUUUAGACAACCGAACGACACUUCAACUGCUGCAGGUGGCGAUUGCAGGACGAGUAACAAAACGACACAUCAACAUCAUACAUAAGUAGAAGUACAAGUCCUUAUUAUAACAAGUCGAUAAGAAAACGCUUCUGGAGGUUUACCUGCUGCUAGUACUCAUCCGAAUUGUUGUGGACGACCGUCAUUUCUACAACGUGGGGAAAACAGUUCUAAAACAUCACGAAGUCAGAUCAUGUCGGACGAAAUAGCAAGUACUCAGAAAGACCCAGUAGAGGGUUCGGCGGCCUACAACGGCGCGGUAGUGGAACAAGAGGAGUACAAUGGA
Amoebophrya sp. A25 is the source of this 528-nucleotide messenger RNA. NCBI's taxonomy places the organism in Eukaryota, Dinophyceae, Syndiniales, Amoebophryaceae. The record is from the annotation of a GenBank genome assembly.